UUACAACAAAGUGCUAGAAAGCAAAUUUGUUGUGAAGCGGUAAAAAUAUGCUAAACAAAGGAAAAAUAAUUAUAUUAGCUGUUAUCGUAGCAUCACUGCUCUUUAAAGAAGGAAAAAGUACCCGGAUAAAAGAAAGAAAAACGUUCUGCUAUGUGUGCGACAAUGCUGCGAAUAACAAAGAAUGUAAUAAAAAUGGACCGAUUGAAUGUCAGCCUAGUCAGAGUUCCUGUUUGACUGAAAUAAGAACUAUCAAACCAACUGCAUAUUCAACCGGCUCUGUUCGAAUAACAAAGAGAUGUAAGCAAGACAUUGCAUGCAACUCAAAUGAACGACAGAACAUAUACAGAUCGUUUCACAAUCAAUGUAACAGUGAUCCAAGUUCUAGAUUCUCAGUUUGUCGGCAUUGCUGCAAGGACGAUAAGAUUCAUGGUUGCAACAAAAAUUUGGAAGGGCGUGGUUGUCCAAAGAUGAAAGCACCGAAACAUGGCAAAUUAAACUGCAGAAGUGAUAAAAAAGGAAUCAAAUGCAAAAUAAGCUGCAAAUCUGGUUUUAUCCUAUCCAAUGCCAGUUUGUCAACCAUAACGUGUCGCAAAGAUGGAACGUGGUCAAGUAUCGUGCCGAGAUGCAACCCAAUGAUAUCUUUCGGAAGAAGUUCAGUCGCAAAAUCUGUUUGUCCUACGAUCAAACCGACAGCCAACGCCAAAUUAUCGUGUUCAGAAGACUGUGACGGAAAAGAUUGUUUGCUGGGAACUGAGUGUAAUUUGCAAUGCGAAGAUGGAUACAUUAGUAAAGGUCCAACUAUUACUUCGUGUGAUCCUGACAAGAAACGAAAAUCUGGAAAAUGGAAUUCAACAUUGGAUAAAACUCUGUGUGAAGCGACAAGAUGUCCAAGUUUAGAAGGUCCAACAAACGGAUAUCUGGAAUGUACAGGAUCUGGGCAUACUGAAUGGUGUGAGGUUCUUUGCAAUGCUGGGUACUUGAUUUCUGAUUUCACGAUGUCAAAUAUAACAUGUGAUAAAGCGGGAAAAUGGUCGAGUGAUGUACCGAGAUGUGAAGCUAUGUCGAAUUUCGGUCGAAGCAUCAACUUUGAUUUUGUGUUCUGUGAAGAAAUCUUCGCAAUAUCACAUGCAAACAUCACAUGUUCAGACGAUUGUGAUGGAACAGACUGUCUAGUUGGAUCUACGUGUAAUUUACAAUGUGAAGAUGGGUAUAUUAGUACUGGUCCUACAGUUACUUCAUGCAAACUCGACACUGAAGCAACAUUAGGAAUAUGGAAUCCAACUUUUGAAAACACAAUCUGUAAAGGCUGUCCCUCUUUGCAAGAACCGAUCAACGGCUAUCUGAAAUGUUCUGGAACCGGGUACAAUAAAAAGUGUGAAGUUGUUUGUGAUGUUGGUCACGUGAUUUCCGAUGCUUCGUUAUCAAAUGUAAUAUGUCUUGGAAACGGAUCGUGGUCAAUAGAUUUACCGAGAUGUGAAGCAAUAUCAAAUUUUGGACGAAGUAAAGACUUUAAUUUUGUUUUCUGCGAUGAAAUCGCUACAAUACCACAUGCCGACAUCACAUGCUCAGAAAAUUGCGAUGGAGUAGAUUGCUUGAUGGGAACUACCUGUAGUAUACAAUGUGAAGCUGGUUAUAUUAGCAAUGGGUCAACAUUUACUUCAUGUGAUCCAAUCAAGGGAGGAAAAUCAGCCACAUGGAAUCCCGUAGUAGACGAUACAUUUUGUGAAGAAUCAUGCAAACCACUUGAAGCCCCAGCAAAUGGAUCCAUAGCAUGUGUGAAUGUAAAUGAAACCGAUGAUGUCAUAUCAGCAUGUAGAGUUACUUGUAAUGCAGGCUAUGAAUUAGUUGGGACUGAAGUUAGAUUCUGCAAUAAAUCAGGAUUGUGGUCUGGAGAAAAUGCUAAAUGUAUAGUGUCGACAGUUUGUCCAAAACUGCAGCCACCAGUUAACGGAAACAUGGAGUGUAUUGGUGACGAAACUAUCCCUGGUGGAUUUUCUUGCAAGAUGAGUUGUAUACCGGGAUAUAUAUUAUUUGGUGAUGACAUAAGAGCUUGCAUGUCAGAUGGAACUUGGUCAGGGAAAGAUACAAAAUGCAACGAAAAACGAUGCCUUACUUUGAGAAGACCAAUGAACGGUGUUCUGAAAUGUGUGAAGAACAAAAACAUUGAGACGUGUGAAAUCAGAUGUACUGCUGGGUACUUGAUUUCUGACAGUACAUUAUCAAGUAUAUCUUGUUACAACGGAGUAUGGCCGGAUCAUCCUCCAAGAUGCGUCAGAUUAACAGCAUUUGGACGAAGUGGUGAAGUUAUAGGCUGUCCUCAAAUCGAAUCCAUUGCGAACGGCAAAAUAACUUGUUCUGAAGAGUGUAAUGAGGGCAACUGUGCUUUGGGAACUGAAUGUAAUUUACAAUGUGAAGAUGGAUAUUCAAGCAAAGGUCCAACAUCCACUUCAUGCGAUCCCGGGGAGAAAACAUUGGCAAGAUGGAUUCCGCUGUUAGAACAUACACGUUGCGAAGAAAAAGUUGUUUGUACGCCUUUCAAAGUAAAGAAUGCUGUUGUCGAAUGUUUUGGGCCAGCUGGUGAGGCAGGCAUCGGCUCUGAGUGUUACAUUACUUGUAUGUAUGGAUUGUUGCAAUCAGGCCCUGCUUUGAGAGUUUGUGGUGACGAUGGGCAGUGGACGAAUGAUAUGCCAACAUGCACAGCGUCAUGCAAACCGCUAAAAUCUCCACCAAACGGCUCGAUAACUUGCGUGGAUACAGACGAAGUGGGUGAAUAUAAAUCGGCAUGUCGAUUUACAUGUGACGACGGGUAUCAACUCAUCGGACAAGAUGUCAGAUACUGUGACACAUUAGGAAUAUGGUCUGGAAAAGAUUCUAAAUGCUUACCUUCAACCGUAUGUCCAACUCUUCGAUCGCCAAUAAACGGCAGAAUAGAAUGCAUUGGAGACAAUUCAGUACCAGGAGAAAUGUCAUGCAAAAUUAGCUGUUCUUCUGGAUAUAAAUUAUCAGGUGAUAAACUUAAAGUUUGUCUGGCUAAUGGGACUUGGACAGGAAGAGAAGUGACAUGUACGGAAAUCGAAUGUCCUCCGAUGAAUCUUCCAAAGAACGGAUAUCUUAAAUGUAUAGGAAACGGCCAGAAUGAAAUAUGUCAGGUUGUUUGUGACUCGGGAUAUUUGAUUUCUGACUUGAGUCUCUCCAAUAUAACAUGCGAUAAAGAUGGAUCGUGGUCAAAUGUUGUACCAAGAUGCAUAGCAGUGGACGUUUCUAAUUUCGGAAGAAGUUUAGACAUUUUAUUUUGUCCUGAACUUGGAGAAGUUCCGAACGGAAAAAUUUCAUGUUUGGAAGAGUGUGAUGAAACAGGCUGCUUUCUGGGAACUGUUUGUAAUUUGCAAUGUGAGGUUGGGUAUAUAAGCAAUGGUCCAACGUUCACAUCGUGCGAUCUUGAGAGAAAUGGAAAAUCAACAUCGUGGUAUCCAGCAUUGGAUAAUAUCUGUGAAAAAAAAAUUGGUUGCCAUCCAUUCCAAGUUAACAAUGGAGUUGUUGAAUGCUUCGGACCCGAUGGAGAAAGUGGACUUGAUUCUCAAUGUCACACAACCUGUAUGUUCGGUUUGAGUUUGAACGGUCCUGAAGUGAGAUAUUGUCUUGACAACGGUCAAUGGUCUGGUUAUGCUCCCAUUUGUACAGCAAGCUUUUGCGAAGAUAUAAAACCACCUUUGAAUGGAAGAUAUAUAUGUACUCCAAACUUCAAAACAAAAUGGAUUGGUACACACUGCGAUGUUGAAUGCUUUCCUGGUUUCGAAAUGGUCAUGGGUUCUUCAAGAAGAAAUUGCCUUGACAGCGGAUUAUGGGACGGCACACCAGCUCUAUGCGCAGCUACUUGCGAACCACCGCAACCUCCACCACGCGGAUCAAUAAGUUGUGUUGAUAUAGCUGAGAUUGAUGGUUACACAUCUGCAUGUAGAAUCACCUGUGAUCCUGGUUAUCAAUUAGUUGGACAAGAUGUUAGGCUAUGCAACACCUCAGGAAUAUGGUCUGGAGAAAGUUCCAAAUGUGUCGUGUCGACAACAUGUCCAGUUCUCCAAACACCAUUAAACGGGAAAAUAGAAUGUGUUGGUGACAAUUCAGCUGCAGGAAAAACGUCUUGCAAAACAAGUUGUUUCCCGGGGUUUUCAUUAUAUGGAGAUGAAAUUAGAUCCUGUGAAACAGACGGGACUUGGUCAGGAGAAGAAACGACCUGUGUUGUAACAUGCUCGGUGCCUCCCACGGUUAAAAAUGGAGAGUUUCAAUGCCAACAGAUUAAAACAAAUUCAUUGUAUCAAACAUUCUGUCGACUCGAAUGUAUGACAGGCUAUAGACUUGAAGGAAAAAUAUUUGAAACGAAUUGUGAUUCAACUGGAAGAUGGACAGAUAUGGAUGGAAUGUGUCGACGGAUUACUUGCCCGAAAUUACCCAAUCACGAUGGCAACACUUUGGUCUGUUCCCCGGGAGAACUCGAGGACGGCGAUUUCCCGGUUGGUUCUGAAUGCAGAACAAUCUGUAAUAAUUAUAAAGCGUCCGCUCAUGCAUGGCAGCACAAAAAGAUAUGUACGGAUAAAGGAACUUGGAUCGGACCAGAUGCUGCUUGUCCUGUGGAUUGUGAGUGGUCAUGGAGCGCUUGGAGUACAUGCGGAUAUAAUGGGAAGAGAACUCAAAAAGUCAUUGUAGGAAUUCCGUCCAAAAACGGAGGAAGGCAGUGUCCACAAAAAAUUAUCAACGAGAAGGAAUGUUGUAAAGUUGAAUAUGCGUCACUGGAUGGAAUCUGUUAUACAUUUCACUGUGAAAAUCAGACAUGGUCAGCGGCAGAAGAAAACUGCAAAUUGGCAGGUGGUCAGCUGGUCAAAGUUGAUACAAUCAGAAAACACCAGUUUUUACAGCAAAUAAUGGAAUUAAAAAAUCUUCCGGACGCUUGGAUAGGAUUGUCUGCUAAAGAUGGAGACUUUGUGUGGGCUGAUGGAGAUUCAUUGGGAGAAUUUCACAGAUGGUUUGAACGUGACGGACUUCACAAGCAACCAGAUAACUACAGAAAAUCGGAAGGAUGCGUGAAGAUGACGUCAGCAUGGCCAAAAAGUGUUCGUUACUCUACCAACUUCGAUUGGAACGACGUGGACUGUUACACUUAUGCUAAUUACAUUUGUGAGAGAAAAUCUGAUGAUUGCAAAAAUUGAAAUAAUAAACUAUGCACUUUCAUUA
Messenger RNA from Styela clava, 5226 nucleotides. The record is from RefSeq and is a predicted model, not a curated record. Lineage: Eukaryota; Metazoa; Chordata; Ascidiacea; Stolidobranchia; Styelidae.